Messenger RNA from Nicotiana attenuata, 554 nucleotides. RefSeq names its product 60S acidic ribosomal protein P1-like. The transcript is spliced from 3 exons. Gene Ontology annotation, biological process: translational elongation; cytoplasmic translation. The record is from RefSeq and is a predicted model, not a curated record. NCBI's taxonomy places the organism in Eukaryota, Viridiplantae, Streptophyta, Magnoliopsida, Solanales, Solanaceae. Bases 33 to 380 code for a protein of 115 amino acids. Gene Ontology annotation, cellular component: cytosolic large ribosomal subunit; ribosome. Gene Ontology annotation, molecular function: ribonucleoprotein complex binding; structural constituent of ribosome; protein kinase activator activity.
UUCUGCAAUAUUAUUCUUGAGAUAUAGAAAAGAUGUCUUCCAUCGGUGAACUUGCUUCCACUUACGCUUGUUUGAUCCUUCAUGAUGAUGGAAUUCCUAUCAAUGCCGAGAAUAUUGGUACGCUCAUAAAAGCAGCAAAUUUGAAGGUGGAAUCAUACUGGCCGAGCCUUUUUGCAAAACUUUGUCAGAAGAUAAACGUGGAUGAACUUGUCAUGAACAUCGGCGUCGGCGGAACUGCGGGUUCUACCGCCACUGUCGCCGCUGCUCCCGCUCCUACUACCGGUAACUACGCCACCGCUGCACCUUCCGCCAAUGACAAGAAGAAGGAAGAAGUAAAAGAAGAGAGUGAUGAUGAGCUGAUGUUUAGCUUGUUUGAUUAGAGGUUGCAGAAUGCAGCGAUCCUCAGCUUGUUGAAGAAUUUAAAAUUUUGGCUCUUUAGCAUAUAGAAAACUGUUGCAGGAUAAUUUUAAGUUUUUAAUAUUCGGACUACUUUAUUAUUAUUGAGACUGGCUAUUCUGUACGCUGCCAGAACUUUUAUACAUGUUUCAUCUACA